Molecule: messenger RNA, 4700 nt
Organism: Pyricularia oryzae 70-15
Lineage: Eukaryota; Fungi; Ascomycota; Sordariomycetes; Magnaporthales; Pyriculariaceae
Exons: 4
Coding region: 565-2829 (754 amino acids)
Biological process (GO): cytoskeleton-dependent cytokinesis
Cellular component (GO): microtubule cytoskeleton; septin ring; cell division site
Molecular function (GO): GTP binding; GTPase activity; molecular adaptor activity
Source: RefSeq, a predicted model, not a curated record
AGUGGCUCCGUACUUGUGCGUGAGCGAUGAGGGGCAUGGCGGCACGCGCAUUGAUGUUGUACUGUACCGGCACAUUGCGCUAUGGAUCAUGUUAUCUAUAGUAAUACAGUGUCAGAUAAGGUCGGUAAGUGAGGUACCUAGAUACCUAGGUAGGUAGGUAGGUACCUUGACCUUACGUUCCUCUCUCCCUUCCAUCCUCUCGCUCUUCUUUUUUUCUUCAUUCAACCUACCUUUUCAAGGUACUUCGGUACCUUGCUUCCUUUGGCACUUUCACCUUUACUUUUAUCAUCUAAUCCCGCUUGGCAACCAGAGCAUUUGCACGCACAUCCAUCCACACCUCCUUCCGGAAGCUGCAAGAUUGGCCGAAACACGCUACGUGAUCGCCACCAUUCCAUGUUUCUAUUUCCAGGUUUUACAUGGAAAGACAUAUUCGUAUUCUUGUCUCCACGUCUACACCCUAUCUAGUCUAUAUCCCUACUCAGGUAGAUAGAUGCUGGCUAUUCCGACAUCACCACACCGGAUUUGAAUCACAGGGCCAUCAGACAUCAAUAAAGGGUCGACACAAUGCGGCCUACAGACGCUUUCGGGCGGCAAUCGCGGCCGGCGCCUGAGAGCGACGACCUCGGAAUGUCGUCCUUCCACCAGGUCACGGCCUCGCAGUCAAUGUCGUACUGUGUCGCCGACGAGUCCGCGGUCGACGCCAGCCUGGACCAGUCCUUUUCCGCCUUCACCAGCAGGACUAGGCAUGAUGCUCGGAAGAAGGAUCGCCAGCCAGCUCUCAUCCCACGCUCUGAACCCGCGGCCGCCGUUCCGUCGUCGUGCUCCAUGACUGGCGUAGAGGAAGCCUCACGCUCGAUCCCGGUGACCGCCCUACACGCACUGCUCGAUCGGCCGCUCUCUCCACCGACAGUCAAGACGACAGGCUCGACCCCUCCGAAUUGUUCUCGGCCGCACCAGCAGCAGCCCAUGUCUACGCCCAUGACACCAAUCCUACUCGGAGUGUCGGGUCCUGGAUCGACCUUUAGCGGACUAUCUUCGCGGCGGGACUCGUUGUCAGCCGGUUCGCUCUCUGAAGAGCUCGGGAGCAUGGUGGGAGCGAGCGAGGAGGGGUCUGCGGUCGGGGAGGACGUCCCCGAUGACGACCCAGGCGCUACGCCCAUGGAGCACAGUGCGGCUACUGCACCUCAGCUGGUCAUGCCCAGCAUAAAGAUGCCGAGCAGGCGGCCAUUUACCGAUGAGGGCAAGGCGAUCGGCCGGCUAAAGGUUUUGAUAGCUGGAGAAAAGGAUAUUGGCAAGACAUCUUUGAUUAAAUCUAUCGUGCAAUGUUGUGAACACAUUGUCCACCUCGACCCUAUCGAACCUACUCCUUCGACUUGGGAAACUGGUUCAAGGACUGAUCGGGCUAUGCCCCGAGCCGUGACCGAGAUCCACGGAAGUACCAAAGCCUACCCGGAAUGGUGGGCAGAUUUAGACGAGUCUCGGGUGCUUAAGAGGAGGAAUAGCUUAGGAGAUGUGGUUAUAAAUCGAAACAUAUGUUUUGUCGACACAAUUGGAUAUGGAAACGGCGCAAAGGCCCUACAAGACAUCGUUCCUGUGGUUCAAUACAUUGAGUCUCAUUUAGAGCGAAUGUAUUCAAACACUUUGAGUGAUUCUGAUCUUGCAACCAUGAUCGGUGGGGACGGAGGUCCUCAGGUGGAUGUUGUAUUAUAUCUAAUUUCUCAUGACAUAAAACCAGUCGAUCUGCAGUAUCUGAGGAUGCUAGCUCCUCUCACCAACAUAAUACCCCUGAUAGCCAAAUCGGACACUAUUGCAGCCGACGAAAUCUGGGAGAGGAAGCAGAAAGUGUUGAGUCAGCUCCUGAGCGCUGACGUGCGCCCUUUUCGUUAUUCAAAAGUAUCACCGACUAGUCAUGCAGAGGCUGUCUUGUCUGUGUCGAGUGCUACUGGCUCAGACAGCGAUUUGAUGGAUGCUAGUUUGCUCAUGAGCCCAGACUACGUUGAGCCACUGCUUCCAUCCGAAUUAGGCGAACUAGUUCGACAAGUGUUCAGCGCAGAUGGAGCGUCCUGGCUAAGGCAUUCGACUGCAAAGAAAUGCUUGCAGUGGCGCUCUGGAGAACAAGCAAGCAAGCCACAAGCAUUGUACAGACCUCUCAAUUCCUGGCCGCCUCCGGCUCAAGGGCAGACGCUCCCCGGAGGUCCGCAAGCGCCCUCUUUCAUAGGGACGACCGGAGAGCUGGCGGUCAGGCCCCCCGCAUCUGCACUAGCACUUGCGCCUGCGACAGUGAGGCGUGAGGAGCAGCUGGCGCAGAUUCGCCUGGCGAAUUGGGCCGUUGAACUGCAACGAAGCUUGGAUAGCGAACGAGCACGAUACGAGGCACUUGCGAGAGGCGAGCGGGCUGUCUGGCUCACGGAACGCCUGGGUGAAUGCGUCAAGGACGGCACUCUGGUGGCUAUUGGAGGUCGGGACCUCCAACGCCAACAUUCCCGAUCUCGUCUGUCAACUUCGUCGUCACCAGCUGGGCCCAAGGUUGCUCGCCGUGACGGUGUACAUACGUCUCGUGGGCAAACAACAAGAAGGGGGUUGCAUCUACAGUCAGCACAUUCGCAAGAUCCUCUCGGUAUUCUCGAGAUGCUGGCAGAUAUGAGAGCCAGGAGCUGGGUUGCUUUCGAGGUACUCGGCAGCAUUGGAGUAUUCGGCGGCCUGGCACUUUGGGUAGCAGGCAGAUAUUGGCAUGUGUAUCCCCGUGAAGACUUGAGAGGUUGCUUCGCGCUUCUAGGAUGCAACGGAGAGGCCGCUGGCCUUUUUACUCGCAACAACGUUUGGACCUGAGACCAGAGACAAACUUUACCUGAUAAAUAAUCAUUUCACGAUCCAGACUCGAAUUUAGCGUCAUGAACCCCGGAAAGCAGCCACACGGUCAACCCUUAUGCUAAAAAGCAGGUCACACACUAGAGCGGCACCCAGCCCCCUCCAAUCUAUCCACUGCUCCGAUUCCGAGGGCGAGGCUCCUUUGGGCUCUCUUUCUGAUGCAGCCCCUGAGCUCGAUCCACGAGCCUCCUAGAUUUGCGAGGCAGGGGAAACGCAGAAGACAAGACUACGCUAAUCUAGUCUAGCACAUACUGAGAUAUCGGCAACCAAUUCUUGUCAUAAUGCUGAUAACAUUUAGGUGAAUGAAUGGGUCACCAUUUUCCAAUAACGCCCAAAACGACGUUAAUGCCAUGUGGAAAGCAAUCUUCUAAGCAGCCACCUUGAACACUAUCAGCCACAAAAGAUGACGAGUCCAAAUUGGACUUUUAUAAUCUUCAAUCUGCUGCAAAAUCAAGGGAAAUUAUAUUAAGAUUAUUACUAGGUGGAUAUCUGUUCGGGUAUUGAUUGCUUGAAAGUAACAAAGUUGUUGGUUUUCGCCAAGUAUUCCCCUGAAUUUUCAAAGAUUCAACAUGGUGGUACCAAUCAUCCUUUUUUUAACAGGGAACCCCAUCAACGCGAAGGAAUAAACGGCCUAAUGGCCCUCUGCACAUAACCCUCGGGCAACCCAUAUCGAGCCUGUGCCUCUUCGAUGCCGCGGUUCAUCCUUGCAACAUAGUCCUCCCUGGGCAUGCUGGGCUUGACACGAUGGCGAUCGACGUAGAUGAGCGCAGGGACCAUGUAACUGUUAGCCUCGGCUUCCGACUCGCUUGACGACGUCGAUGAUGAGCCAGUCGAUCUCGGGCGGGCAGGCAGCAGCACCUCAACGUCAGCAUAGUACUUGAUGCACGCGAAGCCCGCGCCCUCGGUGAUGUCCAGCAUCUUUUCAUCCUCAGGGCACAGGUGGUACAGGACACCCCAGACGCCUUCCUCAGCGCCGAUCUCGAGAGACUCGGCAACAGGCGAGAGGGACCCCUUGCGACGCAUCACGUCGACCUCGUGCGCUAGCGCGCCAGUGGGGAUGACGUUGGCAAAGCCGCGCUCAUUGACGAUGAAGCUCCAGUCUGGCAGGAGCGCGAGGCCCUUGGCGAUGCUUCCCGGGCAGCGGCUCUCCAUCUGCGUCGGUGAUAUGUUGGAGCCGUACGCAAAGUAGUAGGCCGAACGUUGCAUGGUGCGGCGGGCCAUCGGGAGGCCGCCGGUGAAGGACGAUGGCGUCGAGAAGCCAGAGGAUGAGAUUGGGGAACUCAUGGUUGACGUUAUUUUUUGUCGGGUGCGUUUGGGGCCGGAUAAUUCUGGCUGUCGCAAGUGGAUUCAAGUACAAAGGAGAGUCGCCGAGAGGAGAAGGCCGAUGGUCUAAGAUGGGAAAUGUGGAAUAUUCUUCUUGAUUAUUAGCGGCGACAACAACAACGGCGGGAUCAGAUGCAAAAAUCCUCGUGUUCCGAGCGUCGCCGAUUUCCACAAUCUUCCAUGAGUUCAAGCAUUCUUUUGGUAACGGGGGUAAGGGAAACCGAAACACUUUAUAUGAAUCCUUUUUCGCACACAAGCUAUAUUUGAACAUUUCUUUUUUUGUCCUCGAUCCUCGACUGGAACACAGUGUCUCACUUAUGGUUCGCGAUAAAAACCCGGCUAGAAUAAAAUAAAAGCAUGGCAUGCGUACAUGGGGUUGUCCCGGUUGCCGUCGAGUUGCCGUCAUGUUCAUGAGAAAAGCUGCCAAAAAAGAAUGUGGUGACGGCAACAACUCUCGCCAGGGUCGUGCCAGGAAUGCGGCACAACUGGGGGCAGAGAGGGUUUCGAAG